Molecule: messenger RNA, 1479 nt
Organism: Talaromyces marneffei
Lineage: Eukaryota; Fungi; Ascomycota; Eurotiomycetes; Eurotiales; Trichocomaceae
Exons: 4
Coding region: 1-1479 (492 amino acids)
Source: RefSeq, a predicted model, not a curated record
AUGCCCAAGAAGGGAGGAAAGAAGCACAACAAGAAGAAGGGAGCUGGCGGCGGCGGAGCUAAAGUCCCGGAUGUCAAGAACGUCAUAAGCCCCGGGCACAAAGCAGAGGACAAGCUCAUGUACGGUGAGGGAACCGCUGCCGAAGCGACAGCAGCAGAGGCCGCUCCGGCCGCAGCAAGCGGAUCUGCUGCUGCUGCUGCUGAAACUGCAACCGCUCCCAAGUCACAAGAGGCUUUGGCGCAAGAUAUCACCAAGACAGAACCGACCGCAGCAGUGCCAGGGAAGGAGGAGGAGCUACCAGUGCGCGAAAAGGACAUCGUUCCCACUGACGCGACCAAAGAACAACGCGGCGACGAGCGAACCAAGGCAUUGGCCGCUGCCGCACCCACGACUGCGCCCACCAGCUUGAAAAAGGAAGCCGAAGAGGACGUUGCAAAGGAGACCAAGAUUUCUGAACCUGAACCCGAACAUCCCACUACUUCUCGUUCUACAGAGCGUGCGGAUUUAGUGGCAGCUACAAAGGGCAAGGCUGAGCCAGUUGUUGCUCCUAUUAAUGCUGCCAUAGACGCUGUAUCUGAGGUUGCUAAGAAGGGCCAGAUUCCUACAGAGGAAACCACCGGUCUUGUCACAGCUGGAGGAGCUGCUGCAGUAGCUGCCACAGCAGCUGGCGCGGCAGUAUUAGCAGGAGAAAAGGCUGAAAAGGGUCGAACACAACCAGCUGAAUCAGCCUUGGGGAAAACGGAGGCGGCAAAGGAGGCGGCACACAUCAAACGUGCUCACGAAGUACCAGUUUUUGUUACUGAAGAACGGGAUCAACCGUCAAAGAAGCCGCGCGUCGAUGAAUCUGCCGGGACUCAGCCGAACUUGGCGAUCCCCGGGCGUUUCCCAACUCCUUCAAUAGCUGACUCGGCGGCAUCUGGAGCAGACAGCGCCAUUGCUUCGGAGGCUCGGGAUAUAAGCAAAGGAGAGGCAGUCACAGCGAAACCCAAGGUAUCCGACACUGCGGCGGCUACUACAUCCACUCAACAAACCGCAACCCAGGGCCCAACAGAGGCAGCAAUUGCUGCGCCAGCAGCCGUACCCGUCGCUACUAAAGAUAUCAAAGCAGAGGAAGUCGACACAACCGGCACUGGCGCUGGUGCUGGUACUGCAGUUUCUACCGAAUCACCAGCUGGAGAAGCCUCGACACAGAAAGAACCUGUUUUGCCCGUCACUCCUCAAAAAGCCGACACAACGGCCAAGCCAACUAGCCCGGCGGCAGCAGCAGCAGCUGCUGCUUUUCGGGGACACUCAGCAGAACAACAACAAAAACAACAGGCAGCCGCUGCUACCAAGGCUCCCGAGGAAGUGGCUCCCUCCGAGCAAGCACAACCAACACCUGCUCAAAAAGAGGCCAAAAAGGGAGGAUUUAUGGCCUGGAUCAAACGCAAGUUCAGGGGAGAAAAGUCAACCACUACUGCCAAUGCCAGCGACCAGUGA